Molecule: messenger RNA, 567 nt
Organism: Ilex paraguariensis (yerba mate)
Lineage: Eukaryota; Viridiplantae; Streptophyta; Magnoliopsida; Aquifoliales; Aquifoliaceae
Source: the annotation of a GenBank genome assembly
AUGAGGCUGCUAACCCACAACAUGCUAUCAUCCAACAUCAAGGGCGUGGCCAACGGCUUCCCACUGAGAAUCGAAGUUGAGAAAGUUGUCGAGAAGCAAGUAGACUUCAACGCCGACUUUCUCAAGAACAUGUUCGCCAAAAUCGAGUGGAAGGCCCUCGUAGACGCCUCCAGAUCCAUGGGCUACUCGGAGCUUCCCGGAGAGGCCAACCCUGCGAUGCUAAANUGGAAGGCCCUCGUAGACGCCUCCAGAUCCAUGGGCUACUCGGAGCUUCCCGGAGAUGCCAACCCUUCGAUGCUAGACUCCGAUGACUUUCUCCAGAAGUUCCACCACGCGCUCCUCGAGCUCCACCUCGAAGAAGGUGCUCUUGUCUGCCCUGAGACCGGCCGGAAAUUUCCCGUCAAUAAGGGGAUUCCCAAUAUGCUUCUUCAUGAAGACGAGAAGUUCCACCACGCGCUCCUCGAGCUCCACCUCGAAGAAGGUGCUCUUGUCUGCCCUGAGACCGGCCGGAAAUUUCCCGUCAAUAAGGGGAUUCCCAAUAUGCUUCUUCAUGAAGACGAGGUCUGA